Messenger RNA from Sphenostylis stenocarpa, 492 nucleotides. Lineage: Eukaryota; Viridiplantae; Streptophyta; Magnoliopsida; Fabales; Fabaceae. The record is from the annotation of a GenBank genome assembly.
AUGCUUUCACGGGAUAAUGUUGAGCAUGAGGCCACUAAAGAUGGUAAAUGUGACGACUCACUAAGGGAAGAUGAAUCAGAAACUUUGUCUGAUAUUAGUGAUUGUGAUGUUGAUGUGUAUCUUCACAAUGAGGAGGAGAAGCAUAUCAAGAAGAUACUGUGGGAAAGAGUUAACCGAGUGUAUAUUAUGGAACAAGCAGUCAAGGAAACAGUUGCAGCAGCUAAUAAGGAAGCUUUUGCGGGAAAGUUUGAGAACUGUUCAAAGGAUUUACUAGCAGCAAGAGAGCUUGCUGCAUCUGGUGCUGCAGCUACGGCAAAAUCCAGAAAGCGAAUGAGAGGAGCCCAUGACGCAAAAAAUCUAGCACCAGCUCAAUCUGCUGUAGAGUCCUUCGGCCAAAUGUCUAAUGCAAAAAAGAGUCUCAAAUCUAAAGUCAAUUUUGAUCGCCUGGAGGAGUUAUUUAAUGAUAUGGAAAAAGAUGAGAUGUGCGGAUGA